Molecule: messenger RNA, 2187 nt
Organism: Microbotryum saponariae
Lineage: Eukaryota; Fungi; Basidiomycota; Microbotryomycetes; Microbotryales; Microbotryaceae
Source: the annotation of a GenBank genome assembly
AUGUCAGCUCCCCAGCGCUCAUGUAUGGGCUAUGUGUGUCCGAUUUGUCCUGGGGGACGUAUGCCGAAGAGUCGUGCAAUUCGGCACGCCAGCACCAAGAAGCAUCGGCGGGCCGUCAAGGCCAGGAAGGCCAGUCCAAUCUUCAGAUCCGGAUCCGACAGCUCGCGACUGUCUCGAUCCCCACCACUCCCGCGCGGCGACGACGAAAUGGACUGGGCGGAUAUCGAAGAGCCCACGUUUGGUGGAGGAAAUGUAGGUCAUCGCUUGCAGCAGCGGACGACUCAAUGCCGCCGAGCGCAGGGUGACUAACCUUUGUGUGCGUCACUCCCAGGUCGCGCAGCCUGCUCCUGCUUCUGGCCCCUCCGGCCACGACGUGCAACAUACUCCCCAACACGAUGAUUUCGAUCUUGAAUUUGGUGGCUCCUCUUUCCCUCUCGUACAUGACCCAAUGCUCGACAAUGACGCCGAAGUUGCUUCAAGUUCCCAACCUGUCCCCCACGUCGAAGUUGACGACGACGACGAGGAUGAAGAGCCGACGGACCGGCUGCGCAAGCGUAGGCGCACCAAGAUCUCCCUGGUUCUCUCGGACAACGAGGGAGGAGAGGACCAGACUUUCCGAGUACGUUACACCGCUGCAGAUACUUCAGCCGGGAAAUCCUACUGAUACCCUAACCAACGCGCAUAUCCCAAUCAGACCAUGCAUUCUAGGCCCCAGCACUCCACGCCUCAUUUCGACGGCCCGAGCAACGUGAGCUGGUGCACAUGUGCCCCCCGCGUUGUGCCCCACUCCGCUGACGGCACUCACAAUAAACACCCACAGCCCCCAAACGCCGCAUCUGGCCAAGAUGGCCUAUCUGUUUCGGCGGCGACGAUCAGCGCUCGGUUGGAUAGUUUGGAAAUGAAGCUUGCCCAACUGAUUGACCUGCUUCCCAGACUGACCGACCUGCUCACCGGUCCAUCUCUGGACGAAAUCAGGGUUAGUGGAGAUUCUUUCGGUCUCGCUCAUAAGAUCCUACUGACCGAUCUGCGUUCAUGACAUGACUGCCAGUCCGAUGUGGGGUCAGCUGCCAAAAUCUUCGUUUCCACUCCGUUCCUCUGCAAGCACCUCGGUGCUGCACCUAUGUUCGCGGUAGGUGGACUACGUUAUCGGUUGUGCUGGGUUGUGCAAUGACUCAGAAUGCCCUACACUACCUGUAGACUGCACUACGCAAGGGCGGGUUGGUAUCAGAAAGCGACGUCAAGCAUCGCGCUUUCUACAAGAGUCUAAUGCGCUACCUUCCAAGUGCGCUCAUGCAAGGCCGAACCGAACUCGAAGAUCAUGUAAGCGGCGUGGUAAACCGUCUGAGCAUCCCUGGGGUUUGUAUUGACAUCAGCCUUGCACGCCGCCGUGCCAUGCCCUUUGACUGCCGGCUCGUGCUCAGAUCAAGCGGGCUCAAAGCAACUCGGAUUUGUUGGGACCGACAAUGAGGUCAUGGUACAGGACCCUGGAUGUCGUUAUCACCGACGAGCAUGUGUGCUGGUGGCGCGUGUUGGUGCGUGUCUUGGAGUGACACACCGCUUUCUCCCUACUUAACUUCAGCUUAGUAACCCCGCCCUUGUGCACGUCUCAGUGGCAAGUCGUCAAGCAACGGGACACCGAAGCCGAUCAUACGGAGGCCGAACCUCACAAGACGGUCAACGUAGCCAAAUCCAAGCCGAACAGCUUCGCGGAAAAAAUGAAUCGCGUUUCAACCAUCCUCGCGGAAGUAGCAACCGAAGCAUACCUUGACGGCGAGUACAAGCUCGGGCAGGAGUUUGAUCAUCAACGGUGAGUGACUCGUUGGUCAAUCAAAAUCAGGUACCUGCAUUCACGAGUUAGAUGAACUGACGCUGCGCCUCCGCUCGACGCUUGCGAUAGUUUUUUGACGGAUCAGUUUGUCCCGGUCAUGCCUCGUCAUGCUGGGAUCAACACUUCGCGACCCGGCAGUCCUCAAGGCUCGAUCCAGAUGGCCUGUUUGGAGGUUGUUGAAAAUCCCGACCACGAGAUCAACUUCGCCUUGUUGGUGGAGGUGAGUCGUCCUCGUCGGACACGCAUCACCCAAAUCGAGACUGACGCGACAUGGCGGUUUGGCAUAGGGUUGUGUCCAAGCUGAAAAAGUGGCCGCUAAGAAGCCGAACUCUAAGAAGAAAAAGAAGAAUGGGGACUAG